Pteropus alecto (black flying fox) is the source of this 8401-nucleotide messenger RNA. It is a transcript of the gene CELSR1, whose product is annotated as cadherin EGF LAG seven-pass G-type receptor 1. Gene Ontology annotation, molecular function: G protein-coupled receptor activity; calcium ion binding. Gene Ontology annotation, cellular component: plasma membrane. Lineage: Eukaryota; Metazoa; Chordata; Mammalia; Chiroptera; Pteropodidae. The transcript has 36 exons. The annotation marks the transcript as partial. Gene Ontology annotation, biological process: cell surface receptor signaling pathway; homophilic cell-cell adhesion; G protein-coupled receptor signaling pathway. The record is from RefSeq and is a predicted model, not a curated record.
CCACAGUUCCCGCUGCCCAGCUACCAGGUGUCGGUGCCCGAGAACGAGCCGGCCGGCACCGCGGUCAUCGAGCUGCGCGCGCACGACCCGGACGAGGGCGAGGCGGGGCGCCUGAGCUACCAGAUGGAGGCGCUGUUCGACGAGCGCUCCAAUGGCUUCUUCCUCAUCGAUACCGACUCUGGAACGGUGAGCACCGCCCGCCCGCUGGACCGCGAGACCAAGGACACGCACGUGCUCAAGGUGAGCGCCGUGGACCACGGCUCGCCGCGGCGCUCGGCCGCCACCUACCUCACGGUCACAGUCAGUGACACCAACGACCACAGUCCGGUCUUCGAGCAGUCCGAGUACCGGGAGCGUGUGCGUGAGAACCUCGAGGUGGGCUACGAGGUGCUGACCAUUCGCGCCACCGAUGGCGACGCGCCCUCUAACGCCAAUAUGCGCUACCGCCUGCUGGAGGGCGCAGGCGGCGUCUUCGAGAUUGACGCGCGCUCGGGCGUGGUGCGCACGCGGGCGGCGGUGGACCGGGAGGAGGCGGCCGCGUACCAGCUGCUGGUGGAGGCCAAUGACCAAGGUCGCAACCCGGGCCCGCUGAGCGCCACGGCCACCGUGCACAUCGUGGUGGAGGACGAAAACGACAACUACCCCCAGUUCAGCGAGAAGCGCUAUGUGGUUCAGGUGCCCGAGGACGUGGCGGUCAACACAGCCGUGCUGCGCGUGCAGGCCACGGAUCGGGACCAAGGCCAGAACGCGGCCAUCCACUACAGCAUCGUCAGCGGGAACCUCAAGGGGCAGUUCUACUUGCAUUCGCUGAGCGGGAGCCUGGACGUCAUCAACCCGCUGGACUUCGAGGCCAUCCGGGAGUACACGCUGCGCAUCAAGGCCCAGGACGCGGGCCGGCCUCCGCUCAUCAACUCGUCGGGGCUGGUCUCCGUGCAGGUGCUGGACGUGAACGACAACGCCCCGCUAUUCGUGAGCAGCCCCUUCCAGGCGGCUGUGCUGGAGAACGUCCCCCUGGGUCACUCCGUGCUGCACAUCCAGGCGGUGGACGCGGACGCCGGGGAGAAUUCGCGCCUGCGCUAUCACCUGGUGGACACGGGGGCGGCCUCCGUGGGGGGUACGGGUGCCGGGUCCCAGGAGGACCCCGCCUCGGCCGCCAGCUUCCCUUUCCAGAUCCACAACAGCUCGGGCUGGAUCACCGUGUGCGCAGAGCUGGACCGCGAGCAGGUGGAGCACUACAGUUUCGGGGUGGAGGCGGUGGACCACGGCUCGCCGCCCAUGAGCUCCUCGGCCAGUGUGUCCAUCACGGUGCUGGACGUUAACGACAACGACCCCAUCUUCACGCAGCCGGUGUACGAGCUGCGCCUCAACGAGGACGCGGCGGUGGGGAGCAGCGUGCUGACCCUACGGGCCCACGACCGCGACGCCAACAGUGUGAUCACCUAUCAGCUCACCGGUGGCAACACGCGCAACCGCUUCGCCCUCAGCAGCCAGAGCGGCGGCGGCCUCAUCACCCUGGCGCUGCCGCUGGACUACAAGCAGGAGCGGCAGUACGUGCUGGCGGUGACGGCGUCCGACGGGACGCGCUCCCACACGGCUCAGGUCUUCAUCAACGUCACUGACGCCAACACGCACCGGCCGGUCUUCCAGAGCUCCCACUAUACGGUGAGCGUCAGCGAGGACCGGCCCCUGGGCACCUCCAUUGCCACCAUCAGCGCCAGCGACGAGGACACGGGCGAGAACGCGCGAAUCACUUACGUGCUGGAGGACCCCGUGCCGCAGUUCCGCAUCGACCCGGACUCGGGCACCGUCUACACCAUGACAGAGCUGGACUAUGAGGACCAGGCCGCCUACACGCUGGCGAUCACUGCCCGGGACAACGGCAUCCCUCAGAAGUCCGACACCACCUCCCUGGAGAUCCUCAUCCUGGAUGCCAACGACAACGCCCCGCGGUUCCUGCGGGAUUUCUACCAGGGCUCCGUCUUCGAGGACGCGCCAGCGGCCACCAGCGUCCUCCAGGUCUCUGCCACCGACCGGGACUCCGGCCCCAACGGCCGCCUGCUCUACACUUUCCAGGGUGGGGACGAUGGCGAUGGGGACUUCUACGUUGAGCCCACGUCGGGCGUGAUCCGCACCCAGCGCAGGCUGGACCGAGAGAACGUGGCCGUGUACAACCUUCGGGCCCUGGCCGUGGACCGGGGGAGCCCAGCGCCCCUCAGCGCCUCGGUGGACAUCCAGGUGACCGUUUUGGACAUCAAUGACAACCCCCCAGUGUUUGAGAGGGACGAGCUGGAGCUGUUCGUGGAGGAGAACAGCCCGGUGGGGUCCGUGGUGGCGAGGAUUCGCGCCAACGACCCUGACGAAGGCCCCAACGCCCAGAUCAUGUAUCAGAUCGUGGAGGGCAACGUGCCCGAGGUCUUCCAGCUGGACCUGCUGAGCGGGGACCUGCGAGCACUGGUGGAGCUGGACUUCGAGGUCCAGCGGGAGUACAUGCUGCUGGUGCAGGCCACAUCUGCGCCCCUGGUCAGCCGCGCCACGGUGCACGUCCGCCUCCUGGACCAGAACGACAACCCGCCCGUGCUGCCGGACUUCCAGAUCCUCUUCAACAACUACGUCACCAACAAGUCCAGCAGCUUCCCCGCCGGCGUGAUCGGCCGCGUCCCGGCCCACGACCCAGACCUCUCCGACAGCCUCAGCUACACCUUCCUGCAGGGCAACGAGCUGCAGCUGCUGCUCCUGGACCCCGCCACCGGCGAGCUGCAGCUCAGCCGGGACCUGGACAACAACCGGCCGCUGGAGGCGCUCAUGGAGGUGGCCGUCUCUGACGGCGUCCACAGCGUCACGGCGCUCUGCACCCUGCGGGUCACCAUCAUCACCGACGACAUGCUGACCAACAGCAUCACCGUGCGCCUGGAGAACAUGUCGCAGGAGAGGUUCCUGUCCCCGCUGCUGUCCCUCUUCGUGGAGGGGGUGGCCACGGUGCUGUCCACCAGCAAGGACGACGUCUUCGUCUUCAACAUCCAGAACGACACGGACGUCAGCGCCAGCAUCCUGAACGUGAGCUUCUCGGCGCUGCUGCCCGGCGCGCGGGGCCGGUUCUUCGCGUCGGAGGACCUGCAGGAGCACAUCUACCUGAACCGGACGCUGCUGACGGCCGUGUCCGCGCAGCGCGUGCUGCCCUUCGACGACAACAUCUGCCUGCGGGAGCCGUGCGAGAACUACAUGAAGUGCGUGUCGGUGCUGCGCUUCGACUCCUCCGCGCCCUUCCUCAGCUCCGGCGCCGUGCUCUUCCGGCCCAUCCACCCCGUGCACGGCCUGCGCUGCCGCUGCCCGCCCGGCUUCACGGGCGACUACUGCGAGACCGAGAUCGACCUCUGCUACUCCGGCCCGUGCGGCGCCCACGGCCGCUGCCGCAGCCGCGAGGGCGGCUACACCUGCGAGUGUGCGCAGGGCUUCACCGGAGAGCACUGUGAGGUGAGCACACGCUCGGGCCGCUGUGCCGACGGCGUGUGCAGGAACGGGGGCACCUGCGUGAACCUGCUCGUCGGCGGCUUCCGCUGCGUGUGCCCCCCCGGCGAGUUCGAGAGGCCCUACUGCGAGGUGACCGCCAGGAGCUUCCCGCCGCAGUCCUUCGUCACCUUCCGAGGCCUGAGGCAGCGUUUCCACUUCACCGUGUCCCUCACGUUCGCCACGCAGGAGAGGAACGCCCUGCUGCUCUACAACGGCCGCUUCAACGAGAAGCACGACUUCAUCGCCCUGGAGAUCGUGGACGAGCAGGUGCAGCUCACCUUCUCGGCAGGCGAGACCACGACAGCGGUGGCACCGCAGGUUCCCGGGGGCGUGAGUGACGGGCGCUGGCACUCGGUGAGGGUGCAGUAUUACAACAAGCCCAACAUCGGCCGCCUGGGCCUGCCCCACGGGCCGUCCGGAGAGAAGGUGGCCGUGGUGACGUUGGACGACUGUGACACGGCCGUGGCCGUACGCUUCGGCAGCCUCGUCGGGAACUACAGCUGUGCGGCUCAGGGCACUCAGAGUGGCUCCAAGAAGUCCCUGGAUCUGACGGGCCCUCUGCUCCUGGGGGGCGUCCCCAACCUGCCCGAAGACUUCCCAGUGCACAGCCGGCAGUUCGUGGGCUGCAUGCGCAACCUGUCCAUCGACGGCAGGGACGUGGACAUGGCCAGCUUCAUCGCCAACAACGGCACCAGGGCAGGCUGUGCCGCCCAGAGGGACUUCUGUGAGGGGGCCUGGUGUCAGAACGGCGGCACGUGCGUCAGCAGGUGGAGCACACAUCUCUGCGAGUGCCCGCUCCGGUUCGGCGGCAAGAACUGUGAGCACGUCUCCGUGCCCUGGUACCUGGGGCUCAUGUUCCGGACCAGGAAGGCAGACGGCGUGCUGAUGGAGGCCACGGCGGGCGUGUCCUCCAGGCUCCACCUCCAGAUUCUAAACAACUACAUUCAGUUUGAGGUGUCCCAUGGGCCCUCAGAUGUGGCGUCCAUAAAGCUGUCCAGGUCGCGUGUGACUGACGGGGAGUGGCACCAUCUAUUGAUAGAACUGAAGAGCGCCAAGGAGGGCAAAGACAUCAAGUACCUGGCAGUCAUGACCUUGGACUAUGGGAUGGACCAGGACACGGUGCAGAUCGGGAACCAGCUUCCGGGAUUGAAGAUGAGAAGUCUCGUGGUGGGGGGCGUGUCCGAAGACAAGGUCUCCGUGCGCCGCGGUUUCCGGGGCUGCAUGCAGGGAGUGAGGAUGGGGGAGACGUCCACAAACAUCGCCACGCUGAACAUGGACGAUGCCCUCAAGGUCAGGGUGAAGGACGGCUGUGACGUGGAAGACCCAUGCGCCUCCAGCCCCUGCCCGCAGCACAGCCGCUGCCUCGACGCCUGGGACACUUACACCUGCGUCUGCGACAAAGGGUACUUUGGAAGGAACUGCGUGGACGUCUGCCACCUGAACCCCUGCGAGCACGUGGCGACCUGCGUGCACAGCCCCAGCGCCCCGCGUGGCUACGUGUGUGAGUGCGGCCCCAGCCGCUACGGGCCGUACUGUGAGAGCAGGAUCAACCUUCCGUGCCCCAAAGGCUGGUGGGGGAACCCCGUGUGUGGGCCUUGCCACUGUGCUGUCAGCAAAGGCUUCGAUCCCGACUGCAACAAGACCACCGGGCAGUGCCAGUGCAAGGAGAAUCACUACAGGCCCCCCGACACGGACGCCUGCCUGCCCUGUGACUGCUUCCCGCAAGGCUCCCACAGCCGCACCUGUGACGCAGACACCGGGCAGUGUGCCUGCAAGCCCGGCGUCAUCGGCCGCCAGUGCAACCGCUGUGACAACCCCUUCGCCGAAGUCACCACACUCGGCUGCGAAGUGACCUACAGCGGGUGUCCCAGGGUGUUUGAAGCUGGCAUCUGGUGGCCGCAGACCCAGUUCGGGCAGCCGGCCGCGGUGCCGUGUCCCAAGGGAUCCGUGGGCAACGCGGUCCGCCACUGCGGCGGGGAGAAGGGCUGGCUGCCUCCCGAGCUCUUCAACUGCACCAGCGUCGCCUUCCUGCAGCUCAAAGCCAUGAACGAGAAACUGAGCCGCAACGAGUCGCGGAUGGACGGGGACGGGUCCCUGCGGCUGGCCCGGGCGCUGCACAACGCCACGCGGCACACGGGCGUGCUCUUCGGCGACGACCUGCGCACCGCCUACCAGCUGCUGGCCCGCGUCCUGCAGCACGAGAGCCGCCAGCAGGGCUUCGAGCUGGCGGCCACGCAGGACGCCAACUUCCACGAGGACAUCGUCCGUGUGGGCAGCGCGCUCCUGGCCCCAGGCACCAGGGCUGCGUGGGAGCAUAUCCAGCGGAGCGAGGGAGGCACGGCCCGGCUGCUCCGGGGCUUCGAGGCCUACUUCAGCAACGUGGCACGCAACGUGCGCAGAACCUACCUGAGGCCUUUCGUCAUCGUCACUGCCAACAUGAUCCUCGCCCUGGACGUCUUCGACACGUUUAACUUCACGGGAGCCUGGGUGCCACGGCUCGAGGACAUCCGUGAAGACUUCCCGAAGGAGCUGGCGUCCUCUGCCUUCUUCCCAGCCGACUUCUUCACACUGCCCGAGAGAAGAGGCCGGAGGGCCGCCCCGCAGACUGCACGUCCGGGGCCCGGCGCCGAGACGGAGGCCCCCCCGUUCAGGAGGCAGAAGAGGCACCCCGAGGAGCCUGGCCAGUUCGCCGUCGCCCUGGUCAUUGUCUACCGGACCCUGGGACAGCUGCUGCCCGAGCUCUAUGACCCUGACCGCCGUAGCCUCCGGCUGCCGAACCGGCCCGUCCUUAACACACCGGUGGUGAGCACGACGGUGCACAGCGAGGGCGCCCCGCUCCCCGGCCCGCUGGAGCGGCCCGUCCUGGUGCAGCUCGCCCUGCUGGAGACGGAGGAGCGCUCCAAGCCGGCCUGCGUCUUCUGGAACCACUCCAUCACCGCCGGUGGGACUGGAGGCUGGUCGGCCAAGGGCUGCGAGCUGCUGUCCAGAAACCGGACCCACGUGGCCUGUCAAUGCAGCCACACGGCCAGCUUCGCCGUGCUCAUGGACGUCUCCAGGCGUGAGCACGGAGAGGUCCUGCCCCUGAAGACCGUCACCUACGCCGCCGUGUCCGUGUCCCUGGCCGCGCUGGGGGCGGCCUGCGUGCUCCUGGCGCUGGUGCGGACGCUGCGCUCCAACCUGCACAGCACGCACCGGCACCUCGCAGGGGCGCUGCUCUCCUCCCAGCUGGUCUUCGUGCUCGGGGUGGCCCAGACGGGGAACCCGUUCCUGUGCACGGUGGUGGCCAUCACGCUGCACUACGUCCACAUGAGUGUCUUCGCCUGGACCUUCGUGGAGAGUCUGCACGUCUACCGCAUGCUGACGGAGGCUCGCAACGUCGACGCGGGGCCCAUGCGGUUCUACUAUGUCAUGGGCUGGGGCAUCCCGGCCAUUGUCACAGGACUCGCGGUGGGCCUGGACCCCCAGGGCUACGGAAACCCUGACUUCUGCUGGCUGUCCCUGCAAGACACCCUGAUCUGGAGCUUUGUUGGGCCCAUCGGAAUAGUUAUCAUUGUCAAUACAGUUAUUUUCGUUCUGUCUGUGAGAGUUUCCUGCCAAAGAAAGCACCGUCACUAUGAAAGAAAGGGGACCGCCUCCCUGCUGAGGACGGCCUUCCUCCUGCUGCUGCUCGUCAGCGCCACCUGGCUGCUGGGGCUGCUGGCCGUGAACAGCGACGCGCUGGCCUUCCACUACCUCUUCGCCGUCUUCAGCUGCUUACAGGGCCUCUUCGUCCUCUUGUUCCAUUGCGUGCUCAACAGGGAGGUCCGGAAGCACCUCAAGGGAGUCUUUAUCGGGAAAAAGCCACACCCGGACGAGUCGGCCACCACAAGGGCCACCCUGCUGACGCGCUCCCUCAACUGCAACACUGCCUGCAGCGAGGAGCCGGACAUGCUGCGCACGGCCCUGGGCGAGUCCACCGCGUCCCUGGACAGCACCGUCAGGGACGAAGGGGGCCAAAAGCUCAGCAUGUCCUCUGGGCCAGCUCGGGGCGGCCACGGGGAGCCAGAUCUGCCCUUCGUGCCCAAGAGCACCAAGAAGCCCCACGGCCACGACUCGGACUCCGACAGUGAGCUGUCCUUGGAUGAGCAGAGCAGUUCUUAUGCCUCCUCACACUCGUCCGACAGUGAGGACGAUGGUUUGGAAGCUGAAGACAAGUGGGACCCGGCCCGGGGCCCUGUCCACAGCACCCCCAAAGACCCUGUGGCCAACCACAUCCCCGCCGGUUGGCCCAAGGAGAGCCCGGCUGGGAGCGACAGUGAGGAGCCGGGCGAGAAGCCGUGCCUGAGGGUGGAGACCAAGGUCAGCGUGGAGCUGCACCUGGACCAGCAGGGCGACCACUGCAGCCAGCGCCCCCCAGACGGGGAGCGCGGGGGCCAGCCCAGGCCUGCGGGUGCUCCCCCCACCCAGCCCCCGGAGCAGAGAAAAGGCAUCUUGAAAAACAAAGUCACCUACCCACCGCCGCUGACAGAGAAGACCCUCAAGUCCCGGCUCCGGGAGAAGCUGGCGGGGUGCGAGCAGAGCCCUGUGUCGUCACGCUCGUCCUCCCUGGGCUCCAGCGACGGGGUCCGUGGCACCGACAGCGCCAUCACCGUCAAGAACCUGCGCCGGGACCAGGGGCGCGAGCACCUCAACGGGGUGGCCAUGAACGUGCGCACCGGGAGCGCUCAGGCCCACGGCUCCGACUCCGAGGUAGCUGUGUCCACCCAGGAGCUUGCGCUCCCUGGAGCUCCCGGGCACCCCUGUCCCCUGAGUGGGGGGGUUCUGCCCCUCGUAACCUAGGACCCAGCCCAGCAGCUGGCUGCAGGGACAGUGGGGUCUGUCUUUGCUGACUCUCCAUCUGCCUGGUGGCUUCUUC